This is a messenger RNA of Clunio marinus, 431 nucleotides long. Lineage: Eukaryota; Metazoa; Arthropoda; Insecta; Diptera; Chironomidae. The record is from the annotation of a GenBank genome assembly.
CUUAUCAAUGUUAUUUCAUAUUUUCAAGUGAACAAAAUGAGUUUUCUUUUGGUGAGCUUAAUAAUAAUUCAGACUAUAACGAGUGCAGUGGUACAGGCGGCUCCACAAAUAUAUUAUCGCAAUUACAAAGAAAUGGGAUGCCCGGAAUUUAAUCAACAUGAGACUGUGCAUCUUCCACAUCCAUUUAGCUGCAAUAAAUAUUUAACAUGUCUCUCGAAAAGUGUGCUCGAACAACUGUGCCCUGCUAAUCUUCAUUGGAACAUCGAGAAAAAUAUGUGCGAUUAUCCUGACGAUGCAAAAUGUUUAGAUGAUAAUACUAUUUACUAUUUAAAUCGAUUUUCAAGACGUAGUCGUUUUAAAUAAAAUGUCAGACACAAUUUUUUAGUGACAAAUUGAAUCAGAAAUUAAAUUCGCAAUUCGCUCGCGUUUCG